Molecule: messenger RNA, 1773 nt
Organism: Pyricularia oryzae 70-15
Lineage: Eukaryota; Fungi; Ascomycota; Sordariomycetes; Magnaporthales; Pyriculariaceae
Exons: 2
Coding region: 1-1644 (547 amino acids)
Source: RefSeq, a predicted model, not a curated record
AUGGCAUGCCCACCUGUGUCUUUUGCUGUGCAUCCAAGAACGAAAAACAAGGUGAGCCGAAGCAUACGGAGGAGAAAUCUGGCCGCAGGAGGACAGUAUCGCUUAGAUGCCCAGACUCUGGCUGCUCAUGCACUGGAUGCGAUAUUGGAGGAUCCGGCGGCGGUUUUGGCCGAGAGCUUGGUAGUCUCUCACAGGAGGAGACCGGAACGAGACGAAAAUAAUGCUAGGGAUGGGGUCGUGGAGGCUCUGGAUCAUGAGAGGAUACAGGCAUACAGAAGGUGGAAUGUUGGCAAUAUCGAUGCCCCGAGCAGUAGCACGCCAGACGAGGAAAAGGCUUCCCCGGUGGUAGCGCCAGAUCCGCUCAUAACUCCUGCUCCCGAGCUUCCACCCUGCCUCUCAGGUCGCAACUCGCUGGGCAGGCGACAAGACGAUGGACAGGUCCAACAACUGCGCCAACAACUCGAUCAAGUGUCGCAAGCAUCUCGCUCAGUCUCACAGCAAUCUCAGCAGUUGUCUCAACAGUCACAACAGCUGGCCCAGUCCACGUCGCGUCUCAGUCAGGAAUUGCAGCGCGCACAGGAUCAGGCUCGACAGGCGCAAGAGUCUGCCAGGCAAGCCGGCGAACAAGCGCGACAAAAUGCCGACCAGGCCAGGCAGGCGUCAGAGCAGGCCCGCCAGGCGCAAGACCAAGCAAGGAGAGCGAGCGAUUCGGCAUCGGCUGCGCAGAGAAGCGCUGACAGUGCCGUGUCUAUUGCACAGGCGAGUAUAUCAUCCAGUGCCUCGGCGCAGAUCGCCUCCAACCUUGCCAGCGCGACGGCAAGCGCAGCUGCUUCGGCCGCGAGCAUAAUAGCCGCUGCCAGGUCUUCUGCCAACCAGCUCAUGGACCAGGCCGCAAGUGAAGUCUCGGUUGCACGUGCUGAGGCGACUUCGGCUAGGGCUGAGGCCAGCACUCAGAUUUCCCAAGCUCAGGGUGCCGCAGUUUCUGUGACGCAGGCAGCCCUGGCGGUGGUAGGCACCUUUAUCGGUUCAUCUCUGAUCAGCAUUCUUGUCUUUUACUUGAUCCUCCGCUACCGCCGUAAUAGAAUGGCAAAGGAUGAAAAAAAGCGACCGCCCAUAUCAUAUCCGCACUCUUUCCGCAAGGAAGCCAGCGGGCUGGGGGCAGCGUACGGGAGCACGGACAACCUCGUCAGCCGUGGCGGAUAUAACAACAAUGGCUACCCCAACGACGUCAAAGAGCCGCCAUACAAGCCUGCAGGCGCUGCUGCUGGCAGUCGCGAAAAUGCUGGCUACCCCCUGCAGCGCAGCAGCAGCAAUUACGGUGAUCCCGUCGCAAUUGACAACAACACCCCGGGUGCUAGGUUCAGCUUGUUCCCCAAGCCAAGCGUGCAAAGCCCUACAGACACCACAGCCAAUCCCAACGGUGGGACGGCGGCGUUUCCCAGUCUGGACACUUGGUUGAGGGCGGGCCAAGUUAGUCCCUUUGGCACCUUGGCCAAGCCGGUACCGGCAGCAACGGCGCCGACGUCAGCGGCCCAGAAGAACUCUAUGUCAGCAUGGCCUCUAGGAGGACCUGCUCCGGCUGAUUCCGGGCGUACGGGGCCUGUGAUGAAGCCGGGAAACAAGCUUCCAUUCCGGGAUAAUUAAGCCACAGUCGCCCUUUGGACAGCCAGUCGUUCCUCGCAAAUGAGAACAAAGAAAUCAGUACAUUCGCUCAAAACAGGACUAUAAUUUUUUAAGAAUUAGUGUGUAACAUUUUUUAAUCUAUCAUAACGA